Molecule: messenger RNA, 1706 nt
Organism: Manduca sexta (tobacco hornworm)
Lineage: Eukaryota; Metazoa; Arthropoda; Insecta; Lepidoptera; Sphingidae
Exons: 4
Coding region: 156-1421 (421 amino acids)
Source: RefSeq, a predicted model, not a curated record
GCUAAACAGCUUUGGGCUCAAACAAAACACAGCUGCCGCGAGGAGCGGUCGUCCGCCGCGUGCCAUGACGAGUGUUAUGUCACCUACAUAGUUACGUAGUUGAUAAACAGUGGACGUGUGGUCGUGCGCUAGUGCAGCGCGGGCGCACCAGCGCCAUGGCGGUAUUCGACAAGUGGGUCGCGCUCAAGAUACUGGAGUUCUUGUUCUGCGUGGCUUGUCUGGUCACGCGGCGCGUGUCGCAGGACGAUGAAGCACGGCUGGCGCUUCUACUACAGAAGUUGUCGCGGGAAUGGUCCCUGCUCACCUCUGUCACGUGGGACUCGGUCGGUGGCGCAUUUGCUGAUGCGGUUUAUGGAGGUUACAUGAUAAUUACCUUCGGAUUGAUUUUGGGCAGAGUAUUCCAAGAGAUUCCGAGAGGAAGAAGAAUACUUGAGGGUUUUUUUCUUGGGUUUGGCAUGCUGUUCUUUUUAGUACUAGGAGGUUUGGAAUUAGCGUCACUCGAUUCUGUACCGCACAAACUUAUAGUAAACGCAGCCGUGCUUGGAAGCCUGUCUCUAGCUGUGGCUGCGCUAUUUUUAAUCGAUUUAAUGGGACCAAGGAUCUACUAUGCAACUAGGCCAGCACAAACAGAUCCAUUGGUUAGUAUUGUCUCUUCUCCCAAAUCUGAAAAGAAGGUUUCGAUCGUCGCGUCACCUCCAGUUAACGGACUGUUACCAGGCGAUAAACAGAACGGUCAUGUCCCACCAGAAAGACCGAAAAAUUUAGACUUGGAAAAGAACAAGCCAGACACUGAUUUUGAGAAGAAUAAGGCAGAGACGGACUUGUUCGAAGAACCCAAAUUGAGUUACACGAAAUUUGACGAUGUUGAAAAAGAUGUUUUAGAGAAAUCAAAGUUUGGGUCCGUGAGGAAUGGUGUUGAAGGAGGCAAUUAUGUGAGGCUAUCGGAUCCUUUGUCGGAACCAGAUCGAUUACAUUACGAACGAGAACUAGCAAAAUUUAAUGAGAGGUAUUUCAGGGACUACUUGGAUAAUUUUGCUGGAAAACUCUCUGUUAAAGAAAAUUAUUUGCCAGAACUGCAAACACCAGUUUUCGCUAAAGUGAAACCUGGCCGUUUGAGAAGUUUAAAUGAAGAAAUAUCACCCUCAUACGAACAAAAGGAUAGAUCGAAAUCUCCUUCUAAAGCGAAACAAGUCAGUACCCCGACAUUACAGCAGUUAGAAGACUAUUUGAGGGGCUUCGGGCGUUCGAAGCGAGCUGAUACUCCAGCUUUAUUCCCCAUGGAACCAAUUGAAGAAAAAGAACCGACAGAUACGGAAGGUAGGGCUUCGGGCACACCUACAGAUCCUGGAUUCGUACAAUACACGGCUAAUAGAUGGCCAGAUAAAAGGGAUUUACGAACUCCGAGACACAGCCCGUCAUAAUAAAGACAACUUUAUCUUGGUAAUGACUGAUGAAUUUUGGAUCCACCUAGUGUGCAUGUGUUAAAUUGGUGUGCCAUGGUAACGUAUAUUUUUAUCGGAAAAACUAUGAAAUAAAAAACUGUGUAUGAUUAAUUGACUAUUUAUAAUUGUAUGGUUUAAUUUAUAUGAACGAUUAUUUGUGCUUCCGAUGAAAAUCUGACCUUUUUGCCGCCAUAGCAAUGUGUGUGUUUGAGAGAUUUACGUCAAGAUUUAAUAUAGUUUUUAAAUACACUAACGUAAAACAAA